Caenorhabditis remanei is the source of this 624-nucleotide messenger RNA. RefSeq lists its product as uncharacterized. NCBI's taxonomy places the organism in Eukaryota, Metazoa, Nematoda, Chromadorea, Rhabditida, Rhabditidae. The transcript has 5 exons. Bases 1 to 624 code for a protein of 207 amino acids. The record is from RefSeq and is a predicted model, not a curated record. Gene Ontology annotation, molecular function: DNA binding; DNA-binding transcription factor activity, RNA polymerase II-specific. Gene Ontology annotation, biological process: central nervous system development; regulation of DNA-templated transcription; neuron differentiation.
AUGACGCUGAAAUUCUCAGUGGAACGGCUGGUGGAUAGUGAAAAAGAAUCAGAAGACGCUGAUGUGGAGGAGCAGAACAACCUAAAAAAGCGACCCUUUGACGAAGACGACGAAGAAGAAGAAAUGGAAAAGUCAGGGAAAAACGAACCGUUGACACAGACACUUUCCUAUUUUGAUGUACUUCUUCCUCACGUUCAAAUGGCUUGUUCCAAUCCAUUUAUAUCUGGAAUCGGAGCUGGAUCAUCUGGAGAUCAGAAUCUAAAUGGAAGUGUAUGGCAACAUCCAUGGUUGGAAUUGCUGCAGAGUACAACGGCCUCGCAGUUUGGCGACGUAACAGCCGGUUUAUUCCUUCAACCUCUCCGAAAAAACAAACGAAUUCGGACAGCAUUUAGUGCACAUCAACUGGUACAACUGGAAAAAGCGUUCGAAGGAAAUCAUUAUGUUGUUGGGAAUGAAAGAAAACAGUUGGCAUCGAAAUUGAGUCUCACAGAAACACAGGUGAAAGUGUGGUUCCAGAACCGGAGGACCAAACACAAAAGAGUCCGACUAGAAGGAUCAGAUGCAAAUGCCCCAAUGUCAAAUGACGAAGAUGACGAGGAGGAUAAAAAGUCGACAACUUCCUAA